Penicillium manginii is the source of this 1287-nucleotide messenger RNA. RefSeq names its product wax synthase family protein. Gene Ontology annotation, biological process: lipid metabolic process. Lineage: Eukaryota; Fungi; Ascomycota; Eurotiomycetes; Eurotiales; Aspergillaceae. The record is from RefSeq and is a predicted model, not a curated record. The transcript is spliced from 2 exons. Bases 1 to 1287 code for a protein of 428 amino acids.
AUGUAUGGCUUGCACCAGUCCACGUGGGCCAAUAUUUUAGACUUUAUACUGUUCUAUCUUAUGCAGAAUACAUUACCUGCUGUGAUCCUCGUAACCACGCCAAAGGGAUCGCCACUUCGUUAUUUAACUAUUCCCUAUCUGGUCUGGGCUGCCAGUCGGUUUAUACGUCCCUUUGCACCAGCAGGCUGCCCUACUUGGUGUCAGACUAUCUGCGUGCUCGUUCUAGUGGUCAUUCAAUCGAUAAAUUUUCUCUUAAUUCAUCCCUUGGAUCGAAAUGAUAUCGUUCAAAUUGCCAAGAAUCCGCAAAGUUUGGUAUCUAGCGUUCUCGCCGCAGCGAAAACUCUAGUUCAAACACGAGGUGUGAAUACACCAUGGCAGGCGAAGAACAUCCCUCCUCAUGCGCUAUAUUAUAGUCGAAGGGGAAUGCAAAGCCCUGAGCGGUCGCUCUUUUUACUUCGGCAAUCUGCGAUCUUCUUCUGGCAAUACCUGGUCCUUGACAUCAUCCAAACAAUAACUGUUCAAAAUUCGCCGCCAUCGCACCAUACUCGUCCAUUGAAGCUUGAAUGGAAUGUUUCGCUUCAUCAAUGGGUGGAACGAGGAACCACCCAUCUAGCCAUCUGGUUCAUAGUCAACCGAUUAAUUGGAGACUCUGUCUAUCGCUUGCUAUCGAUCGUUUUCGUUGGCCUCGGUGAAGACAGCCCCUCAGACUGGCCUCCUGCAUUUGGACGCAUUUCAGAAGCUUAUACCUUACGGAACUUUUGGGGCAAAUUCUGGCAUCAGUUUAUGCGUCGACCAUUUACAUCUCCCAGUACCUUCAUUACACGCGAUAUCUUGAGACUUAAACGGCCUUCUCUUGUUGAGCGAUAUGUCAAUUUAUUCUUGGUUUUCCUUUGCUCAAGUCUAUAUCAUGUAAUUGUCGAUCUUUUACAAAGUGUGCCCAUCCAGAAUUCAGGUUCUAUUCCGUUCUUCAUGGCUUUUAUUCCCGCAAUCAUGAUCGAGGAUAGUGUGCAAUGGCUAUGGAAACAGCUCUCUCCGUCUAGAGCCCAAGAUUCGAAUUCUCGUAAGUCUGAGCCGCCCGCAUGGCAACGAACUCUUGGAUUCUGUUGGGUCAUGGGUUGGCUUGCUGUAUCAUCCACGUGGUAUUUUACCCCGAUGAUACAAUCGACUAGCCAGGACGUCUACAUGGUUCCCUUCAGCUUCUGUCAAUUAUUUGGCAUGGUACCUAUGGCAACAUCGUGUGUUUGCAGCGGCGUUCUUCUUAUAUACGUGUUCGAGGUUGAGCUUUGA